Lachancea lanzarotensis is the source of this 1386-nucleotide messenger RNA. Its product is annotated as LALA0S02e01376g1_1. Bases 1 to 1386 code for a protein of 461 amino acids. NCBI's taxonomy places the organism in Eukaryota, Fungi, Ascomycota, Saccharomycetes, Saccharomycetales, Saccharomycetaceae. The record is from RefSeq and is a predicted model, not a curated record. The transcript has a single exon.
AUGAACAUCCCUAAUAUUAGCACCGGAAUUUCACCACCUCCCUCUAAAGGCCUUUCGAACGCCGGAACCAUUUCCAAUACUAACCACAGCUUGCAGGAUCAGUUGUUACCAUACCCAGAAUUGGAUUCUGCGUCUGGUCACCAUAAUCAUUCUUUGCAGUCGCAUCUUUCAACACCGCAGCCAGACGACAGGUUGAAGCUUCAAGGCUUAGGAAAUCACUUGUCGCAUUUGCCACUGCAGCAUUCUCUCCACCACCAACACCAGGACGUUUCAAUACCCUCGGAUUUAUACGCUCAGGUCUUACAACCCCAGCUGCACAACGGUCAACAAUACACACAGCAGCACAAUCAGUACCAGCAGCUGUCUCAAGCACAACAAGCACAACAACAGCAAUCACAACCACAGCUUCAACAACUCGACCAACAACAACAGCAGCAGCUACAGCAACAACAGCAACAUCAACAGCAGCUACAACAGUUUCAGCUUCAACAACAACAACAGCAACAACAACAGCAGCAACAGCAACAGCAGCAGCAAUCACAACAAGAUUACCACCUCCAUCCUCAACAACAUCAAACCCAACACCAAGCUCAAUCUCAGCAACACCCUCAGCACCAGCAACAAUAUUCAGACGUGAUGUUCAACUCAUUUUUGACGCAAAUAGGGCAGAGGUCGAUGAACAAUGUUCUGAACACGUUUCAGCCUGCCGCGCACGGCAUACCAGCGGCCAUGGGCGCUGCUAUCAAUCAACCUGCACAAAGGUACUUCCAUGCUGCCAUGAACACUCCUUCAAUGCUGGACUUGAGCCACCCUACCAUGGUCCAGCCUACCCCUCAUUUCCAGCUUCAGGUUCCACCUCCUGCUGCCAAGAAGAUGUCGGCCAGUCAAAGUAGAAUUGAGAAAAGGAAGCUACUAAAGAAGCAAGGACCCAAAAGGCCCUCUUCUGCAUAUUUCUUAUUCUCCAUGGCCGCUAGAGAGGAUCUCGUAAGACAGUACCCAGAUGCCAAAGUACCUGAGCUAUCCAAGCUAGCAUCCGCUAAGUGGAAAGAGAUGACAGACGAGGAUAAGAGGCCGUACCAUGACAAGUUUAAGGUGAACUGGGAAAAGUAUAGAGUCGCGAGAAAGGAAUACGAAUCAAACCUCCCUCCAAAGCGUCCAUCUGGUCCUUUCAUUCAGUUCACACAGGAGGUUCGUCCCAAGAUAAUCAGCGAAAAUCCGGACAAAGAUCUUAUUGAAAUCACCAAAUUGAUAGGUGAAAAGUGGCGCUCGUUGUCUCAGACCGACAAACAGGCGUAUACAGAAACUUACAAAAGAAAACUUAAGGAGUGGGAAGAGCAGUACCCAGAGGAAAACACAGUCGUUGUUCCUCCUAAAAUCGAGUCUUGA